AGCCGGGUCAGGGCUGGUGAGCGAGGGCAGCAUGGAUCCUCUCCUGGAGGAGUACACGUCUCCGUUUGACUUUGAGCAAGGCGUCAACAACAGCUACCUCUACCUCUCCCCAGACCUCAACGUCACCCCGCCCGGCUCGCCUGGGGCGGCUGUCCGAGGUGCCCAGAGGCCAGAGUCGCUGGCCGAGGUGGGGGAGGACGCGGUGACCACGGUGGGCCAGUCUGCCCCCGCCCUGACGGAGCAGGAGAAAGAGGAGCUAAGAGAAGAGCUGGCAAAGGUGGAGGAUGAGAUCCUGACCCUGUCCCAGGUCCUGGCUGCCAAAGAGAAGCAGGUGGCGGAGAUGAAGAGGAAGCUAGGCAUCACCUCCCUCAACGAGCUCAAACAGAACCUGACCAAGGGCUGGCAGGAGGUCACGACCUCAGCCGCCUAUAAGAAGACCUCAGAGACACUGUCUCAGGCGGGCCAGAAGGCCACAGCAGCCUUCUCCAGCGUGGGCUCUGCCAUCAGCAGGAAGCUGGAGGACGUCAGGUUGCAGUCCAAUUCCUUUGGCAUACGCUCUUUGCAGCACUCUGCUAGCAUGCCGGUUAUGAGAAACACGCCCACCUUCAAGUCAUUUGAGGAGAAAGUGGACACUUUAAAGACGAAGAUAAGUCCAACAGUGUCUCAGGGUGAUCUUGAGGAGGAGGGGAACGCCACGCCGACCUCCGACCCUGUGGUGACCCAGCCGGAAGCCUCCCCCAUUCAGGACGGACAGCUCCACUGAGACCAAGCUCCCCUCCCUGACCACCCCUCCUCAUGACCCUUGACCUACUGCCCUGCGUUUCCUCCACAAGACCUCUCCCCCCUGCCCCCUGUCUCUGAACCCAGUCUGUCCACCUUUUAUUCUCUGCCUAUCCUCUGCCUGUCCUCCUCCAGCACUAAACAGCACCUAACACCAAAAAUGUUUUCAGAAAAUGACCAUUCGAAGAACCCUUAAAACUUAUAAGAUUGGAUAAAUGAGUUUUCAUUAGAGUUGAAGUACUAUUUAGGCACCUGCACAUAACAGACAAUUAAAGACUAGGGUAGAAACGGGCUCCACCAAUGAUCAGUGUCCUAACAUUAAAAGUACCUUUUAUUAAUCCUAAUCUGUCUACUCUGGCCUCAAAUCCUAACAUCAAAUUGGUUCAAGUGUUUGUGUUUUCUUGUACAGAACUACCCUUGUAUUAUGGAAAAGUAGGCUGUGCUGUAUUUGGAAGCCAACUGAAUGCAUGGUAGUCAUCUUGCACUGGAAUGGAUCUAUUUUUCUCUGCAAUAUAAACUUGGUUUAAGGUGUUUGCUGCGCCCAGCAAUACUCCACUAAGCAGUCGUGAGUAGAUGAAAGAAAUAGAUUAAAGUUUAAAUCUAAUAGUAUCACCAUGCCUCUGCAACAAGCUAUGUGGGAGACUGUGAGGUUGAUUUGGGAUUGAUCAGAACUGCUUUGGCAUGAGGGUAGAUUGAAUUUGGCAUCAUUAAUCACCUAGAUCACGUUUGACUCACUGAUCCAAUACAUUAACACCCAUUUCUCACCCUACUACAUUGAUGCCAAGGCUGAACAUAUGGCCCACUGCUUAAUGCUGAUCCCGGCUCAGUUCUGCGUUCUGCUUGCAUAUCAUGAAGCCUUUCAUCUGCUGAUCCCAGAUCUGUUCUUCUGUGUGGCUGCUGCACAUCCACUGCAGAGUCCAGCCUUAACCUUAGGUCAUCGUAAUCUACAUGUCAGUUGUUCCUGUCUAGUUACUAAGCACUUCUCUUUUUUUGAUAGUGAGUAGGCCAGCCUACACACACACACAUACACCCACACAGAGACAGUCCCCUCUAUGAAGAUAGCGUGGAGAAGUCACUGGAUGUUAUUUUGCUAUUCUGUUGUUGAAUUCUUUGGAUAAGAAAACCUCCUCCAAUGUCAUGUUUACUUUCUCUGAAGAAUGUAUAAUUUUCCUUAUAUAAACUAGAUUAAUACUGGA
Hypomesus transpacificus is the source of this 1976-nucleotide messenger RNA. RefSeq names its product tumor protein D52 (gene tpd52). The record is from RefSeq and is a predicted model, not a curated record. The transcript has 8 exons. Lineage: Eukaryota; Metazoa; Chordata; Actinopteri; Osmeriformes; Osmeridae. Gene Ontology annotation, cellular component: cytoplasm. Bases 32 to 763 code for a protein of 243 amino acids. Gene Ontology annotation, biological process: B cell differentiation.